This is a messenger RNA of Limulus polyphemus (Atlantic horseshoe crab), 4740 nucleotides long. Its product is annotated as nuclear receptor coactivator 2-like. The transcript is spliced from 19 exons. Gene Ontology annotation, molecular function: nuclear receptor binding. The record is from RefSeq and is a predicted model, not a curated record. NCBI's taxonomy places the organism in Eukaryota, Metazoa, Arthropoda, Merostomata, Xiphosura, Limulidae. Gene Ontology annotation, cellular component: nucleus. The annotation marks the transcript as partial. Gene Ontology annotation, biological process: cellular response to hormone stimulus; positive regulation of transcription by RNA polymerase II.
GCUCUAGAUGGUUUUCUUCUUCUUGUCAACACUGACGGAAAAAUAGAAGUGGUAUCGGAAAACAUCAGUUAUUUCUUGAAAUAUACGAAGGAUGACCUUGUGGGGAAAAGUAUCUACAACAUAAUACAUGUUGGAGAUCAUGCUCGUUUCAGCAGCAGCUUAUUACCAAUGUCAAUAGGUAACGGAUUUGGCUGGACUCCAGAGCCUGGCACGAGUAAAAGUCGUAUGUUUAAUUGUCGUUUCCUCAUAAAACCUCGUGAGGAUACCGAGGAAAGUAUGGAAGAAAAACAGACUCGAGUAUCUCAAUAUGAGAGCAUGCAGAUUUCCACCGUUCUCUUGCCUCAUCCUGCUAAACGUUCAGACAGUCCCGAAGCUGCUACUUCAGACGUUCAGAAUCUGUUGUUUUGUGUUGCCCGUCGAAUCCCUCCAAAUGAACAAAACCAAAGUCCAGCUGGUGUGGAACAGUUUACAACAAGGUUGGACGUUACGGGGAAGAUCUUGGCGAUUGACACAAGUGGUGUUUCGUCGACAUACAGCCAGUAUCUGAACAAGGAUCUUGUUGAAAGAAUUAUCCAGGAACUGUGUCAUCCCAAGGAUUUACAGAGGUUGAAUCAACAUCUUAAAGAAACUCUACAGGUGGGCAACAACACCAGUGGAAUAUACCGAUUAAAAGUUGCCCACGAAAAGUAUAUCCAUGUCCAAACGAAAAGUAAGAGAGUUACCUACAAUCCUGCCACGUGUGAACAGGAGUUUAUUAUGGCAUCACAUUCGAUUAUCAGUGGAGAUACUAAUUUGCUGGAUGUCGAUGUCGAUCAACGAAAUGGUGGUUCAUCCUCGUCUAACAGUGUAGGAGUUGACGGUCAUAUUUCUGCUGCCAUCGCAACCACUGCAGUUAAUGGGCCUUCUUCCAAUGUCCUUUAUUCUAGCCUUACCUCGCUGCCUUCGGCCUCUCAGGAUUUCAGUUUGGAUGAUUUUGGUCUUGACCUUUUCCCCUCUUCUAGUUGGGAACUGACAACAGAAAACAGCAGAGAAGAUCUGACCAGUGGCAAUUCUAUACCUAAUCCUUCACCAACACCUAGUACCAGUAGCACAAGUAAUGUUAGGGUGACUUUAGGUGCAGUCCAACUGUCGAACAGUGCCUUCCCAAAUGAAAUGUCGCCAAUAGUGCAGUCCCCUCCUUCUCAGUUGCCUCCUUCUUGUAAUGUUAGUCAAGUUACUCCGCAUAAUAUCUAUUCAUUUAGUCCAUCUUCAAAUGGAAGAGUGACCCCUUUAGGGUCGAAACAGAUGGAAGAUGAAACUUUUGUUUCGGAUGUUAACUUUGGUAAAAGAAAUAUUUCAUUGUUAAAUUAUUCAGAUCACCAAUCUCCAGCUAGAACCAAUCCAAAACUUAGAAACUUACUAACGCAGGGUACCGAGAAAAUUGGAUCUUCUACUGGAGUAACUUCUUUUUCAAAACUGUUCAGUGACGGGGGUGAUUUCCAGAAGAUCCACCCCACGGGUUUAGAAAAUGGCUUAGUAAAGAGAGGGGUGCCAGAUGAGGAUAGCUCCAGUAAUUCAUCCAAAAAUGUAAUACUACGAGAACUUUUAAACCAAGACGAAGAUGCUAUGUCCGAACCUCCGAAUAAAUCGCGUUUCCCUAGUGGUGGUUCUAAAAGUGGAACGUGUUUCAAAGCUGAUCCGAAUAAAGAAGUAUCUAAAAGACGUGUGAACAAUAACAACAUGCUGAGAAAGCUUUUAAACAGUGAAAUGGAAGGUGUUCAGAAUAAUCGGAGGUCGCACGACGUGUUAAUUCAACAGCUGCUCAAAGCAGAAUCUCCAGAAAAGAAUGAGAACAGCGUGAGUGCAGAUACGAACUCUCAGUCCAGUUCUACUGACCAGCUCUUCAAGGACUUGGGCCUUAACUCCAACCAGCCUAAUACGUUGCCUCUUCCCACCUCACUUGGUGCAGUUUUUGGUUCUAUAUUGAAGCGAAAAUCUGAUGAAAACGUAGACCCACCAACAAAACGACCAGCUGUUCAACAUCCACAUCUGGCUGGCCAGAAUCCUAUGUUGGCUUCCAUGCUGGCUCAGACACCUAAAACAGAGCCAUCUGUCCCCACCACAAUCGCAAACUCAAUCAUGUCCCAGUUACCUCAGGACCGGCUGCCUAAAAACCUCGAAAAGAAACUCAUUCAGACUCCGUGUACUAUCAUUACAUCUGUUUCCUCCAACAACUCGACACAUGCCACCUCUACAAACAUCUCUCACCUUCAUCAGGAUGUGAUCACGGCAGAUUCCCGAGGACACGUCACUCUCGGUCGACACUCUGCAACCACCCUAAAUAUCCCCCAAGGACAGACCACUCUGUCUCCCCAGAAUGGAUCCCUGCCUCACCACCACCAGGGUUUACUUAGUCGUGUACUGACCAAUACUGAUAGUUCUCCGUUAACAAGAACUUUGGCUGUAGCUUCUGCAAAUGCUGCCAGUUUAAACCGGUCCAGCCAGAGUACGUACAGCAACUUUCAACCACGCAGUCAGCUUGCCCAACAACCUGCCAAAUCUCUGACCCUUGCGGAUUUACUCGGAGAUGUUAGUUCUUUCGAUUCUGUAGUUGGGUUGACGGCUCAGAGCCAGACGUCAGAUCCCAUGUUAUCACAGAUACUGGACGAGGUGUGUGUCAGUCCUCGGGUUUGGAGCAUGCAGCAAGAAAUGGAACCUUCUGUGCUGGAUGAUAAUAUCAUACUAAAAAUACUGGAUGAAGUCUUUGAACAACCAACAGGAUCUUCUAGUUUGGGAAGUUUGCCUUCCAACAAUCGGCCAGUUCAAGAUGUGCACGAAAAACUUGCCAUCAAUGCUAUUCAACAACAGUUGAUGAGUUACGAGACCUCGAAUAGCCGUGGGACGGUCACUUCCCAUUCUACGCAGCCUUCCUUUCACACUCAAGCUUCUAGUACGGCUCUCGGAGCCAUUCCGUCGAACUCUGUUAAUUAUCCUUCUGUAUCUUCUUUGUCGACUCCCUCUACUGGUUAUAGAGUGCGGCUCCAGAAUCCUGGUCUUCUGGCCAGCGUUCAGCAAGGUGUGACUCUGGGAAACUACCAAAGGCCUGUAGGUGUCCAACAACCGAAUUCUGCAAACCUGACACCAGAGGUGUAUCACAGGCUUCUCGAACGUCGACAGAAGAUGCUUCAGCACCAGAAACGGUCGAGAAUGCAACACCAGCAGGUUGUUCAAGUUCCACAGACGGUUACGGAAUCCCUGAACUCAUCACCUUCUCCAGUAUUUACCGAUAACAUGAACGAUCUGUUGAACAACACCGUGGCUCCUCCCAACGUCACACUCCAGUGUUUCAGUGGGGUCCCAGAUCAACAAGUAUCACCGAGAUACAAUGCUACUUUAAUAAGUCAAAACAAUCCUUCACAACUGUCUCCGGGUCAGCGAACUGGUCAGCGGUCUCCUUACUCCCCACUUUCUCAACAGUCAUUUUCCAGUGUUAGUCCACCUGUCACCAGCAGUUACCCCCAUCCGAGACUUCCUUCCUACUCCCCUUCAUCUCCUAUACCAGUUGCAGGAGAAGGACCUCAGUCCCCUCAUCUUCAAGCACUUUCCCCACAACCCCAGUGGAAUCAAAGCACAGCCACGACAGGUUCUGUCCAACAACAGAACCCAAUGUUGAAUGCUCAGCUGUCACAGAGUUCAUUUGCCAGUCAAGGCAGGUUUGUUACGAAGGCACAACGACAGGUACCAGUAAGAUCCAUGCAUAGCCCAAACUCUGUCACCAGUCAGAGAAACACACUUUUUCCUGGCCAAUCAGAUGGUCAGUUUCGGUCACAAUCGCCUGGUCACCUUUACCAACAGGCAUCACAAGUACAGCCAAAACAGAGGGUGCAGAGGACAGUUUCUGUACCUAGUCGCGUAAACUCGCCAAGGACACCGCACGGAGGAUAUGUGGGUGGCGAUCAAGUCGUAUCACCUCGGCCACAGAUGUCAUCGAGCUACAGCAGUCAGUCUGCACGUGGAAAUAACUACACGUCUGCAGACGGAGCGACAGAUAACUCUCACUUUUGUUUCGAGCAACAAAACCUGCAGAUGUUUAGUUCGAGCCUUGUCGAAAGAGGGCAGGUUGCAGGAAAUGGUAAUGGCAGAGUGAGACAAGAGUUACGGGCUAUGGUGGGAGCUAAAACCCAGCAACAACAAGCACAGGGACAACAGCUCCAGCAGUACGUUCUUAGUGGAGGGGGAUCUUCAUCCACACCGAGUCAUCAGACCUUUAACCCUUCAGAGUUAGAUGCACUUGUUCUGUCAUUGGAUCUUGAAACAGCAGCCGAUGGAUCUCCGGGUCUCUUUCCACCACCCAGUAAACACGGUACCUUAACUCGGGUUCCCAGUCAUAGCCCUAGGGGUGAAGAACCAAAGCCUCCUGAUCAGAAAAAAAGCCUACUUCAACAGCUUCUACAACACACACCAGAACCUUGCUAAGAAAAAAUAUCGCUACCUUUUAGCCUCGGCAGAACUGGGAUCUGAAGCGGACAUUGGGUGUUGCUACAAACCUCGUAAAAAGUGUUAAGACUUUUAACAUAAACACAUCGUAGACAAUUCACCUUGGAACCUUUUUUUUUUAAAGACUUCUGCAUAAGUCCUCAAAGUACCGAGCUUGGAUGUUAUUGGUUUUAUUUUUUGAGUCUGUGCUCGAGCGAUUGUGUAAAUAUAAUUGUAUAUUUCUGGGAUGGCCAAUUAUGUAUCAACCUCAAAAAAAAAAAAAAA